Messenger RNA from Stegodyphus dumicola, 1419 nucleotides. Its product is annotated as multidrug resistance-associated protein 1-like. Gene Ontology annotation, molecular function: ATP binding; ATP hydrolysis activity; ABC-type transporter activity. The record is from RefSeq and is a predicted model, not a curated record. Gene Ontology annotation, cellular component: membrane. Gene Ontology annotation, biological process: transmembrane transport. NCBI's taxonomy places the organism in Eukaryota, Metazoa, Arthropoda, Arachnida, Araneae, Eresidae.
UGCAGAUGGUUGGCAAUUCGACUUCAGCUUCUUGGUGCUGUCGUCGUAUUCUUUGCAGCUGUAUUAUCAGUAGCAGAAAGAGGUGUUUUCACAGCAGCCAUCGUAGGAUUGACACUGUCCUAUGCGCUCACAAUCACAGAUAAUUUAACCCAGAUGGUGAGAAAUUUAACCCAAUUAGAGAAUUGUAUGGUAUCUGUGGAAAGAAUCAACGAAUAUUGCGAACUUCCCUCAGAAGCUUCUUGGAAAACUGAAUCUUGCAGCUUAUGUUUAGGUAACUGGCCAAGGCAGGGAUCUGUUUCUUUCAGAGACUAUAAAAUGCGUUACAGACCAGGAAUGGAGCUUGUGCUGAAAGGAGUUGAUGCAGAAAUUGCUGCUGGAGAGAAAGUGGGCGUAGUCGGGCGCACAGGAGCAGGGAAGAGUUCUUUGGCCCUCGCUUUAUUCCGUAUCGUAGAACCGGACUCAGGACGUAUCCUUAUCGAUGGUAUCGACAUCGGAAUUUUGGGACUUCACGAUCUGCGUUCGAGGAUUACUAUUAUUCCUCAGGAUCCAAUAGUAUUCAGUGGUACUUUAAGACUCAACUUGGAUCCUCUUCAGCAGCACACAGAUAAGGACCUGUGGGCUGCAAUUGAACAUGCUCAUCUGAAGACAUUCGUUAAUACGUUAGAAGAAGGACUUGAAUAUCAAGUCUCGGAAGGAGGCGAAAAUCUGAGUGUUGGUCAAAGGCAACAAAUAUGUUUAGCUCGAGCUCUCCUGAAAAAGACGAAGAUAUUGGUGUUGGAUGAAGCAACAGCUGCAGUGGACUUGGAAACUGAUAAGCUUAUCCAGAAUACAAUACGCAGUGAAUUCUGGGAUUGUACCGUCAUCACCAUAGCUCACAGACUACAUACUGUUUUAGAUUAUGACAGGAUUCUAGUGAUGGCUGAUGGAAGAAUUGUGGAAGAUGGAGAACCAGAUACACUCUUACAGAAGCAAGAUUCUCUAUUUUACCAACUCGGCCGAUCAGCUGGAUUGCUAUAAUGAGACAUAUUACAAAUGUUAUAUUUCAUCAAACAAGAUUGCAGAACAAAACUGAUAAUAUCUGGGAAUAUUUAGGUACAUUUAGGAAUAGUUUUCACCCAAACUUUGUUGGAACUGUAAUUAAAAGCCUUUAAAAUAAGAGUUGAUAAACCAAACUUUUAACAACAGUUGACUAGUACUAAAAAUAUAACAGCUGCAUGACUGCAGUUAAAAUGAAGUAUUUGAAGAAGAGUACUGCAUUUUUGAAGCAAUGUUUUCACAGAAAAGUACGAUUAUUCAGUGUGUAAAGAAAUGUUAACAGAAAAUUUGUACACUGUAAUAUAAAAAUCUGAUGUAUACACCACAUGACUUCCUUGUAUUGGAAUAUUAAAUUAUACGCAUUUUUCUUGCAUUUCAUUUAAA